Messenger RNA from Opisthorchis viverrini, 228 nucleotides. RefSeq lists its product as hypothetical. Bases 1 to 228 code for a protein of 75 amino acids. Lineage: Eukaryota; Metazoa; Platyhelminthes; Trematoda; Opisthorchiida; Opisthorchiidae. The record is from RefSeq and is a predicted model, not a curated record. The transcript is spliced from 4 exons.
AUGCCCAUUGUCAAUGAUGCUCUUCAACUAAGUUGGCUUUCGCGAGUUCGCAUGUGCAAACAAGGCAAGACCCUGAACCGUUAUCUACAAAGGUACGGUAAAGUGGAUGCACUACCCCGUCUUUUCUAUGAGGAAGUGUCAGCGAACGCGCUACUGUGUCCCUGGGCUUCGAGCACCGGAACGCAGGCCUAUAUUCACACUCACGGGCCCUCAGUCAAGGUCAGCUGA